Messenger RNA from Polypterus senegalus (gray bichir), 2575 nucleotides. It is a transcript of the gene pcna, whose product is annotated as proliferating cell nuclear antigen. The transcript is spliced from 6 exons. Gene Ontology annotation, molecular function: DNA polymerase processivity factor activity; DNA binding. Gene Ontology annotation, cellular component: PCNA complex. The record is from RefSeq and is a predicted model, not a curated record. Lineage: Eukaryota; Metazoa; Chordata; Cladistia; Polypteriformes; Polypteridae. Gene Ontology annotation, biological process: translesion synthesis; mismatch repair; regulation of DNA replication. The coding region runs from base 133 to 912 and encodes 259 amino acids.
AGUAAACCUCCAGCGCGCGCAAAGUUCAGAUCAUUUGGCGCGAGGAGAGUGAUCGGAGCACUUCAGAUUUAACGCCGGACACUUUUUUUCCCUCCCUCAUCUCCGUCACAGAACUUCCAUAUUUCGUUCAUAAUGUUUGAGGCACGGCUUGUCCAGGGAUCCAUCUUGAAGAAGGUGCUAGAAGCCUUGAAGGACUUGAUCACAGAGGCGUGUUGGGACAUCAGUUCAAGCGGCAUAUCCCUGCAGAGCAUGGAUUCUUCUCAUGUCUCCCUUGUGCAGCUCACCUUGCGCCACGAUGGUUUUGAUUCUUAUCGAUGUGACAGGAAUCUCGCAAUGGGGGUGAAUCUCAGCAGCAUGUCCAAAAUCUUGAAGUGUGCUGGCAAUGAAGAUAUUAUUACUCUCCGAGCAGAGGACAAUGCAGACACAUUAUCGCUAAUCUUUGAGACUCUCAACCAAGAGAAGGUAUCGGACUAUGAGAUGAAACUGAUGGACCUGGACGUAGAGCAGCUUGGAAUUCCAGAGCAGGAGUACAGUUGUGUGGUGAAGAUGCCCUCUGCAGAGUUCGCCCGCAUCUGUCGAGAUCUGUCCCAGAUUGGUGAUGCAGUAAUGAUUUCUUGUGCAAAGGAUGGUGUGAAAUUUUCUGCCAGUGGAGAACUGGGUACAGGCAACAUCAAACUGUCUCAGACGAGCAAUGUUGACAAGGAGGAAGAGGCUGUGACAAUUGAGAUGAAUGAGCCAGUCCAGUUGAUCUUUGCUUUGAACUACCUCAACUUUUUUACUAAAGCCACUCCUUUGUCCAAGACUGUCAUUCUCAGCAUGUCUGCUGAUAUCCCUCUUGUGGUGGAAUAUAAGAUUGCAGACAUGGGACAUGUGAAGUACUACCUGGCACCUAAGAUUGAUGAGGAGGCAUAAGAACUGUUAGCUGGAGGAUCCCCUGGUACCCACGUACACUCGGAACUUGCAUCCCAAAAGCACUCUUAAGUUCCAAGACCCUUGUGUGAUAGUUAUUUCACACAGCAAUUGGUUGUCUGCAGUUUAUAUUUUGUAACUGUAUUGAGCAUCUUAAAGGACAGCUGUCAUUUUUCAGAGCGCUUAUCAAAACCCACUGUAAUUCUGCAACGUGGAAGGGGGCAGGUAAAAAGCAUGGGGUUAUGUUUGAAAUGAAUGGCUUUCCUUUUUUCUUAUUUCCCUCUUUUGAGGGCUGUCUACCCCUUGCUUGUAGAUAUUUUUCUGUAAAUAUUUCUAGUUUUCAGAUUUGUUGCCCAGAAUUGUUUGCCUGUCUGUAUUUUUACUCUUGAAGCCCAAAUAAACACAAAUCAUAUGGUGUUAAUGAGGUUAAAUUCUAAUGCAGUAAGCUUGAUGUGCUGAAAGGUCUCCUCAUUUAUUAGUGUACUUGAUUUCCAAACAAAUAAUGGUUUAAGUUGUUGGUCUCUUAAGUGAAUUUAGGUGUUUAAUGCCUGAUCAACUGCAAAGAGAUGGUCAUCUCUUCUGCUUAGUUUAUUUUACUUUUUUGUGUCUCACAGUCUGACUUAGUGGUUAGCACUGUUGCCUCACAGAUCCAACAUCCCCAAGCAAUGCAGAUUAUGAUAAUCCAUUCAGCCAUUAUCCAACCUGCUAUAUCCUAACACAGGGUCACGGGGGAUCUUCUGGCUGGUAAAUUUAAUUUGGUUCUGUAAUGGUUCAAUUGGUAAUAGGGUUCACAACUUUGGCACUGUUGGCAAGGAGCUUGCAUAUUCUUACUGAGUCUGUGUGGGUUUUCUCAGUGUGCUUCAGUUAUUUUUCCCCACAAUUCACAUGCAGAUUAGGGGAAUUCGUGUUACUAAAUUGCUAGGAAAAGCUGGUGGUUGACUGGGUAUUUAAUAAUAAUAGUGUUUUUUUUUUUAUAUAUAUAUAAACACUUGGUUGAAUCAGUUGAGCAUUAUUGCUAGGAAAAGGCCAUUAUAGUCUUGGAGUACUUGCUUAUUUUUACAGGUCCAGAUCUUAGUUCUGUGUCCAGUCACAAUUUCUGUUUGUUUGGUUUAUAUUUCUUUAGUUGUGUACAUUGGCACUUAAGAUUUGGAUUCACUUGGCUACCCUUUUUAUCCAGAUGAGAGUUGUGGCUGCUCACAUGACCUACGUUCAGUACUGUGGAAAGGCUUUUCUGCUUAGUGUUGCCUUGGAAACGUCAACAUCUGAAUAACCAUAUUAACAAAAUCAAAUCAUGACACAAAUAAUUUAUAGUUGCCUUGUUUACAAUGAUCCAAGCUCAGUUUAUUUAAGGUAAAAGUCAUGGGUGCACCCGUCAGCUGAGGUUCUGUUAGUGCUUGGGCUGUUAUCUUCAGAGGUUGUUGGAGUGUGAAAGCUUCUGGAGAGUCACAUUUGAUCAAUCCCAGAUUUGAGCAGGGUAAGUAGCUUCUCCAGUGGUUGUGUGGUCUCAUCCUACCAAGGAAUGGUAGCACUUUUUGUAACUUUUAAGAUGUGUUUUUGAUUCGGUAAACCAGCCAAUGUCUUAACUAGGAGUUUUAUCCCAUAUAAGUAUAAGAAAGAAAAAAAAAAAAAAAACUUUUCUCUGAUUUAUAUAACUCAAGUAUAAAAA